This is a messenger RNA of Aspergillus fumigatus Af293, 171 nucleotides long. RefSeq lists its product as uncharacterized. The record is from RefSeq and is a predicted model, not a curated record. Bases 1 to 171 code for a protein of 56 amino acids. NCBI's taxonomy places the organism in Eukaryota, Fungi, Ascomycota, Eurotiomycetes, Eurotiales, Aspergillaceae. The transcript is spliced from 2 exons.
AUGUGCAUGCCAUCCAAGUGCAACACCUGCCAGAAAAACACCUGGUGGGGUUGCGGAAGCCAUAUCCCCUCCGUCAUGGACCCGGUGCCUGAAUCCGAUCGCUGCACCUGCUCUCCCAAGGUCAACGCCGACGGCAAGGAGUAUCCUCCGAAGGGGCCCGGUCCUGCCUGA